AUGAUCGCUGAAGCGUUGUCUCUCGCCGGCAGACCUCUUUCGCCGGACGAGCAAAUCCUGUACGUUCUCCGGGGGCUCAGACCGGAGUUCCGUACGAUGGCUUACUCCCUCACCGCGUCUGGCGCAACGGUCUCGCUCUCUCAGCUCUCUGAUUUCCUCCAAGCGCAGGAAUUCAUCCACGAGGAUGAUUUCGCCGUUGCAGACACCGCGGUUGGCAGCAGCUCCCCGGCGGCGUUUUAUGCUGGACGUGGUCGCCAUGGCAAUGAUCACACGUCGGGGCGUCACUCCGGUGGUAGGGGUGGCCGGCAGAACAGGGGCAGAAACAAUCAGGGCCGGCAAAGUAGAGGUGGCGGUUUGAGAUGUCAGAUAUGUCGCGCGCAUGGACACACGGCCGUGUACUGUUAUAAACGGUAUACUGAACGGCCGGCCGGUCACACCAACGUCGCGGUUUUCAGCGAGAAUGCGGCAAACAUGACGUCUGAUGUGUGGUUUCCGGAUACCGGGGCUACAUCCCACGCAACUCCGGAUGAACAGAUGAUAGGCCACUCUGAAGCUUACACUGGCGGAGACAUUUUUAAAAUCGGAAAUGGUACAGUUUAUCGCUUUACUAACGACAACGAUGUGUACUUUGAAUUUCACAAAAAUUUGUUUCUUGUGAAGGAUUGCAACACUCGGGAGGUUCUUCUUAAGGGUUUCACAUCCGGCGGCCUAUACAAGUUAUUGGUCCCAUCAUCUCCGUGUGCCUUUCUAACCGCUCGUGCAUCUUCCGAGAUGACCAUUCGCGUUAUUGCUGGUUUUACCCAUUACGGUUAA
Messenger RNA from Ipomoea nil (Japanese morning glory), 813 nucleotides. RefSeq lists its product as uncharacterized. Lineage: Eukaryota; Viridiplantae; Streptophyta; Magnoliopsida; Solanales; Convolvulaceae. The record is from RefSeq and is a predicted model, not a curated record. The coding region runs from base 1 to 813 and encodes 270 amino acids. The transcript is spliced from 3 exons.